AUGCGAGCCUCGCUCACAAUUCCACGUAUCUUGUUCAUCUUCUCUGCUGCACUCGUGCGAAGGUGUGGUCCUGACGGAGUGAUGACAGAGAUCGUAGCGGAAAGAACCGCGAAUCUCACUGAAAUCAUGGUGGAAAGACGCGCGAAUCUCAUCGAUUCGUCGGAUGGCACGACGGAGAGCUCGACGGAUCUCAUGGUUCUGGUCUGGCGGAAGUGGGUCUCGUUCAAGGCUCCGUUGAUGUCGACGAUCGCCGACGGUGCUACUCAAGGGCUGGUUGUAUUGUUGGUUUGGUGGCUGUGUAUUGGUGGUGGUAUCUCGGAUGGUGGUAGUGGUGGUGGAGGCCACGGUGGUGAUAUGAUUAAUUGGGAAAUCAGGCUCCUUUGCUCAAAUCAGAUUAAUUUUCAUCGAAAGUUCCAAAUUUUCAAUUUUCCACAUAUGGAUCCCGAUUGGGCAAGGUUGCCAAAGCAUUUAUUGGACAUAGUUUUAGAGAAAUUGGAGUUAUCAUUAGAUUAUUUGCAAUUUGGUGUUGUUUGUCUUCAAUGGCAUUCCAUAUUGAAGGAUAGUCAAAUUAAACGGAGUAAAACAUUGCAAUAUCAUCAUAUUCCAAUGCUUCUAAUUCCCAGCGAAGAACAAACAUGGAGCAUAUACAAUACACUGGACAACAAAUUCUUGGGCACAAAACUUUUUGUACCAUAUAACAAGCGUUUUUCUGGCUCUUCACAAGGAUGGUUGGUGGCUGUAAAUAAGGAUUGGACGGUAACGCUUUACAAACCUUAUUCUAUGGUUAAAGGAGGAAACAACAUAGAUACUAAUAUUCUUCUUCCAUGCCUGUUUCCUCCUGAUUUAGAACACUUUUUUGAUCCAGAUGGUAUAAUAGAUUAUGCUGAAGUCUAUGAUUACCAUAUUGAGAAAGCUUUACUUACAGCUGAUCCGCUAACAAAUCCAAAUGAAUGCAUGAUUGUGGUGAUAUUUGGCGAAAUGCAGGAGUUAGCUAUUUUUAGAAUCGCCAAAGAUACAACAUGGACUAAAAUUAAUGGUUAUGAUCAUGACAACAAGCAAAUUAUGUUAGAGAUAAAAGAUAUCUGUCACCAUAAUAAUCAAAUUUAUGCUGUAGAUGUUCAUGGUGUACUUAGAUCUUUUGAUGUUACAAAUCCAUGCAAUCCCACUGUAAAUUUGGUUGCACCUAGGAGAGCAUCUGAUCACUCCUCUGUCAAGAGAUAUCUUGUGGAGUCCUAUGGAGGAAAGCUUUUACAGGUCGAAAGGCGUUUAAGUUGGCGUAACCAAGACGAUGGUCGUGAGACAAAGAAGUUUAGAGUUUUCAGAUUAGAUUUUGGUAGAGCAAAAUGGAUUAAGAUAAAAAGCCUUGGUGAUGUAUCUUUGUUUUUGGGUGAUAAUUCUUCAAUAUCUGUCUUGGCUUCUAAUUUUAUCGGUUGCGAACCAGAUAGUAUAUAUUUUACUCACGACAUAGAUGAUACCGAUGUACUGGGACAAAAUGUCAUGAUUUGUGAUGUGGGUAAUUACCAUGUCAAGAGCAGGACCUUUAAAUUACACUACAAUAUAGAUUCAAAAGUUCUUAUGAAAAUGAAUAAACGACCUCCAAUUUGGGUUGUGCCCACACUUAAUACAUAUUAG
Messenger RNA from Morus notabilis, 1632 nucleotides. Its product is annotated as F-box protein SKIP23-like. Bases 1 to 1632 code for a protein of 543 amino acids. The record is from RefSeq and is a predicted model, not a curated record. Gene Ontology annotation, molecular function: protein binding. The transcript is spliced from 4 exons. NCBI's taxonomy places the organism in Eukaryota, Viridiplantae, Streptophyta, Magnoliopsida, Rosales, Moraceae.